AGGGUUUUAGGGAAAGGGCGAGAGUGGGGGAGAGGUUUGUUGGAAGUGAGGGGUAGCGGAAGAUGCCGUGCCUCAACAUCUCGACGAACGUGAGCUUGGAGAGCGUCGACACCUCCGCCGUCCUCUCCGAGACCACCAAGGCCGUCGCCAAGAUCAUCGGCAAACCGGAAUCUUAUGUGAUGGUCGUGCUGAAGGGAUCAAUACCCAUUUCAUUUGGCGGAACCCAGCAAGCUGCUGCUUACGGUGAAUUAGUGUCCAUCGGAGGACUGAAUCCGGACGUGAAUAAGAAAUUGAGUGCUGAAAUAUCUACUAUUUUAGAGAGUAAGCUGUCCGUCCCAAAGUCACGCUUCUUCCUGAAGUUCUACGACUCAAAGGCCAAUCAAGCACAAGAACAUGCUCAGUGUUUGCAUGCUUUGCAUCAGCAAUAGGCAUGGUUCAGACUUCGGGUGGAAUGGUUCAACUUUCUAAAGCUUGAAUUAUAUUGCCUGGAACAUCAGCUUCAGUGUGUGUAGCUUAUGGUUGAUGUAUAAACGAAUGACUAUAUUCACAUCUCAUUCCAGACAAUAAUCACUUUCUUUUAUGCUGUUUGACAUUUCUUUCUAACAUAGAACAAGUGAUUUAUUUGGUGAUCUUCA
Molecule: messenger RNA, 635 nt
Organism: Musa acuminata subsp. malaccensis (wild Malaysian banana)
Lineage: Eukaryota; Viridiplantae; Streptophyta; Magnoliopsida; Zingiberales; Musaceae
Molecular function (GO): phenylpyruvate tautomerase activity
Source: RefSeq, a predicted model, not a curated record